AUGGAAGAAUGCAAACUAGAUGAUGUCAGUGAGCAGUUUACCCAGCGGGACCUCAAGCACACAUUCCAGGUGCUUGAGGAGAAGAUCAUCACCUUUGUGAAGAAUGAGCUGAAGAGAUACAAGAAGAUUCUGAGUCCAGAUUACCAAGAACACUUUGAGGGUAAAGAGCAGGAUGGGAGUGAUGCCAGAGAAUGGGCUCUCAAGAUGGCACUGCACUUCCUGAGGAACAUGAAGCAGAAACAUAUCGCUGACAAACUGCAAGAAAACGAAUAUGAUGUGGUUUGUCAAACGGAGCUGAAGAGAAAUCUCAAGAAAAAGUACCAGAGUGUGUUUGAAGGAAUACAAAAGCAAGGCAGCUCUGCUCUGCUGGAAAAGAUCUACACAGAGGUCUACAUCACAGAGGGAGGAAGUGGGAAAGUAAAUGAGGAGCAUGAAGUCAGGCAGAUUGAGUCCAAAUCCAAGAGACCAGCUGGACAGGAGACACCAAUCAAAUGCAGAGACAUCUUUAGGCCCCUACCUGGCCAAGACAAACCAAUCAGAAGUGUUAUCACGAAGGGAGUAGCUGGCAUUGGCAAAACUGUCUCAGUUCAGAAAUACAUUUUGGACUGGGCUGAGGGGAAAGAAAACCAGGAUAUCCACUUCAUAUUUCCACUGCCUUUUAGGGAGCUCAACAACAUGAAAGACAAACAGCUCUCUUUGAUGGAUCUUCUUCACCAUUUGUUCUCUGAAGUUAAGCAGUUAACUUUUCCCAGCCAGGGGAAGUACAAAGUGUUGUUCAUCUUUGACGGCCUGGAUGAGUGCCGACUCCAACUAGACUUUCAGAAAAAUGAAAUUUUGACAGAAGUGACAAAAGUCACUUCAUUGGAUGUUCUGCUGACAAAUCUCAUCAAGGGUGAUCUGCUUCGCUCUGCUCUCCUUUGGAUCACCUCUCGACCAGCAGCAACCAAUCAAAUCCCUCCUGAGUGUGUCGACCGAGUCACGGAAGUACAAGGGUUCAGCGACGCUCAGAAGGAGUUGUACUUCAGGAAGAGGAUCAGUGAUCAGAAUCUUGCCAGCAAAGUUAUCACUCACAUAGAAUCAUCGAGAAGCCUCCACAUUAUGUGCCACAUACCUGUGUUUUGCUGGAUUGCUGCUAAUGUUAUUGAAUUUAUUCUUAAAACUGAAGGAAAUAAGCAAGUUCCAAAGACUUUGACAGAGAUGUACACGUAUUUCCUUGUUUUUCAAACCAAGCAGAGGAGUAUGAAGUUGGAAGGAGUUUAUGACACAGAUCCACAGUGGAACCAGGCUAGUCUCCUCGCUCUAGGAAAGUUGGCCUACGAGCAGCUGAACAAGGGCAACCUGAUCUUUUAUGAAGAUGACCUGAGAGAGAGUGGUAUUGAUGUUAGAGAGGCAGCAGUACACUGUGGCAUCUGCACCCAGAUCUUUCAGGAGGAGUCAGGCCUUCAUCAGGAAAAGUUGUACUGCUUUGUGCAUCUGAGCAUCCAGGAGUACCUUGCAGCUUUGUAUGUGAUCCUGAUGUUAGAAAAUGAGAAUGAAGAUCUCAUGUCCCCACAGCAACCCUCCAGAACAGUGUUUCAACUUCUGUUUGCCAUUCUGAGAUGGCAAACAACGGACAAAUCCAUGACCACCCUACAGAAGAGUGCAGUGGACAAAGCUUUGGAAAAUGAAGACGGGCACUUUGAUCUGUUCCUCCGUUUCCUUCUUGGCCUCUCUCUGGAAUCCAACCAGAGGCUCUUGAAAGGCCUAAUAAAGGAAGUACAACAUGAAAGCAAAGAGGAAAUAAGCAGCUACAUAAAGACAAAGAUCAGGGAGAUGCCAUCAUCAGAAAGAGUUCUCAACCUCUUCCACUGUCUGAAUGAAGUCAAUGAUCACUCCUUAGUGGAGGAGGUCCAGAGCUUCCUGAGUGCAGGGACACUUUCAGCAGCCAAACUCUCGUCCACACAGUGGUCAGCUCUCGUGUUUGUGCUUCUGACAUCAGAAGAAAAGCUGGAUGUGUUUGAUUUGAAGAAGUACAGCAGGUCUGAUGAAUGUCUCCUAAGGCUUCAGCCAGUAGUGGAGGAAUCCCAAAAGGCUCUGCUCAACAGCUGUGGGCUCACUGAGAGGAGCUGUACAGGUCUGACAUUUGUCCUCACUAAAGCGUCUUCAAAACUGAAACAUCUGGACCUCAAUGACAACAGUAUUGGGGAUAUUGGGGUCCAAGAACUGUGUAGUGGACUGGGUAACCCACACUGUGCACUGGAGACACUCAGCCUGUCAUACUGCAAUAUUGGAGAGGAAGGCUUCAGAGCUCUUGCAUCAGCACUGAGAUCAAACCCCUCACACAUGAGAGAGCUGCAGCUGAGUGGGAAUAAAGCAGGAGACUCAGGAGUGAAGCAUCUUUCUUCUCUUUUGGAGGAUCCCAACUGUAAACUGGAGAAACUACACCUGGAUAACUGCAGUAUUGGAGAGGAAGGCUUCAGAGCUCUUGCAUCAGCACUGAGAUCAAACCCCUCCCACAUGAGAGCGCUGUGGCUGAGUGGGAAUAAAGCAGGAGACUCAGGAGUGAAGCAUCUGUCUUCUCUUCUGGAAGAUCCCAACUGUAAGCUGGAGACACUAGACCUGUCAGUCUGCAGUAUUGGAGAGGAAGGCUUCAGAGCUCUUGCAUCAGCACUGAGAUCAAACCCCUCACACAUGAGAGAGCUGUGGCUGAGUAGGAGUAAAACAGGAGACUCAGGAGUGAAGCAUUUUUGUUCUCUUCUGGAAGAUCCCAACUGUAAACUGGAGACACUAGACCUGUCGAACAGCAGUAUAACAGAUGAAGGUUUCAGAGCUUUAGCAUCAGCACUGAGAUCAAACCCAUCACCCCUCAGAGUGCUCUGGCUGAAUGGGAAUCAUCCUGGACCCUCAACACAGCAGCUGCUCUCUGAACUGAAGAAACAUCCAAACUGUAAACAUCUACAGAUAACUGGACCCUAAUGAGUCCAUCCUGUUGUGUUCCACCUGAAUCAUGUUUUUACACUGUACAUAAAUAAGCGUUGCAGCACAUUCAUAUGUGAAGUUAUAUGUUUUAAAGUGACUUAUGUAUAUGAAAAUUGUGAGUAAUAUUGUAUAAAGAAUGUUUUCAAUAAAAAC
Messenger RNA from Sardina pilchardus (European sardine), 3111 nucleotides. Its product is annotated as NLR family CARD domain-containing protein 3-like. Gene Ontology annotation, biological process: intracellular signal transduction. The record is from RefSeq and is a predicted model, not a curated record. Gene Ontology annotation, molecular function: protein binding. Bases 1 to 2955 code for a protein of 984 amino acids. Lineage: Eukaryota; Metazoa; Chordata; Actinopteri; Clupeiformes; Clupeidae. The transcript has 8 exons.